Molecule: messenger RNA, 1016 nt
Organism: Mytilus californianus (California mussel)
Lineage: Eukaryota; Metazoa; Mollusca; Bivalvia; Mytilida; Mytilidae
Product: diencephalon/mesencephalon homeobox protein 1-like
Exons: 5
Coding region: 11-889 (292 amino acids)
Biological process (GO): regulation of transcription by RNA polymerase II
Molecular function (GO): DNA-binding transcription factor activity, RNA polymerase II-specific; RNA polymerase II transcription regulatory region sequence-specific DNA binding
Source: RefSeq, a predicted model, not a curated record
AUUUAUCAGGAUGCCACAUGGAACUUAUCCACCACACCCGUUCUUCCCUGCUCCAAUACCAAACCUUUCUCCACAGUAUCCUCACUCAUUUCCUACCAUGUCUAUAGCAGAAAGAUUAGCGGCUGACCUAUUAUUUGAGGCUAGAUUUGGUCAGCAUAGAAAACAAAGACGAAGCCGAACAGCUUUUACCAACCAUCAGUUAGCAACUUUGGAAAAGACGUUUUCUAAAACACACUAUCCAGACGUUGUUAUGAGAGAAAGACUGGCUAUGAUGACAAAUUUACCGGAAGCUAGAAUUCAGGUAUGGUUUAAAAAUCGAAGAGCUAAAUAUAGGAAGAAACAGAAAGGUCGUAGUUCUGACAACCCUAGUGAAAAUGAUAAAGAGAAAGCCAAAAAUGACAAUUUGAACGAUGAUAGACCUACAGAUGAGCAAAUUAUUGAUGUUGUAGAGGAAGAUUUUCUUAGUUCUGAUUCACCAAAAACAGAAUCUCAAACACCAGAGGAAAAAGGGGAAGGUAUUAAUCUUGAAGCAUUGAAACAAGAUGAUACAAGCAAAGAAUGUGAUAUGGAAUUAGAACGGGAUAGAGAAAAAGUGGAAGAAAAUAAUGGUCAGCUUCAGUUACCUCCCUUUUCUGUGUUUAACUGGAACAAUCAUCUUCUUAAUAACACACUGUAUCACAAACAACUAGAACUACAACGCUCGGUCACAUACAGUUCAGCGUUUCCCCUAGCACCAAUGAUGACUCCACAUUAUCCAUAUCAUCUAGGACCUCAUUUAGCGACGUCGUCAUAUAUGCCUUUAUCACAGACAGAUAGUUUUAGAACCUCGCAUGCAAACACACAUACCAGAGAAAUGGCUGGAGACUUUAGAAUUUCAGACAGAAUUUAACAAGUCCACACAUUUAUACAGAGUCUCGACUAAUGGAUUUUUUUAUCCAGUUAAAAUAUAGAUAGUAGAUCAAAUUUACUCUUCUUGUAAUAUUAAAUUCAGCAUGAACUUAUUCUUGUCUUUAAAC